AUGGCUCUUGCGGGUCACGCGCGGCACGGAAUGACGUGGCCUUUUGCCUCUUCGAGGCUCCUCUCCUCCCUGGCUGGGCUGGACUUCGCUACAGUUGACCCCGCUUCGCUACAAGCCUCCAACUCCAAGAUUUAUAACCUCGUGGGUGGGGAGUGGAGGGGCAGUGAGAGGAGUGCAUUGGUGAUUGAUCCGUUGAACGGGAAGGACAUGAUUUCGGUACCCGACGCACAGGCGCACGAGAUUCAGCCAUUCGUGGAGAGUCUUUCUAGCUGCCCCAAGUCCGGUUUGCACAACCCAUUCAAGAACCCAAGCAGGUACCUUCUGUACGGCUCUGUCUCUGCUGCUGCUGCCAACGCCCUCAAGAAGCCCGAGGUCUCUGACUUCUUUGCUCGUCUCAUCCAGAGGGUCUCUCCCAAGAGCUUAUUCCAGGCGCGGGCGGAAGUCUCAGUCACUCAGAAGUUUUUGGAGAACUUUUCUGGUGAUCAGGUUCGGUUCCUGGCUCGGUCAUUUGCCAUACCUGGCGACCACACGGGGCAGACCAGCUCGGGACACAGGUGGCCCUACGGUCCGGUGACCAUCAUCUCGCCGUUCAACUUUCCUCUCGAGAUCCCCAUGCUUCAGCUCAUGGGGGCGCUUUAUAUGGGGAAUAAGCCGCUGCUCAAAGUGGACUCCAAGGUGGCAGUGGUAAUGGAGCAGGCACUGCGGCUGCUGCACGCGUGCGGCAUGCCCCAUGCUGACGUGGACUAUAUCAACUGUGACGGGCCAGUCAUGCACCAGCUGCUGCUGCAGGCCCAGCCGUGUGUGACUCAGUUCACAGGCAGUGCUCGAAUUGCAGAGAUACUAGCAAAGGAUUUGAGGGGCAAGGUGAAGCUAGAGGACGCAGGGUUCGACUGGAAGAUCCUGGGCCCAGAUGUUAAGGAGCUGGACUAUGUGGCAUGGGUGUGCGAUCAGGACGCGUAUGCCUGCAGCGGCCAGAAGUGCUCUGCCCAGUCGAUUCUCUUCAUGCACAAGAACUGGGUGCAAGCUGGCCUGGUGGAUCGCCUGCGGUCAUUGGCUGCUCGCCGCAACCUGCAGGAUCUCACCAUUGGUCCCGUGCUCACGGUGACAACAGAGGCGUUCCUAUCCCACGUGAAAGCCCUGCUCUCCAUUCCCGGGGCUCGCCUUGAGUUCGGAGGGAAGGAGCUGCAGGGGGGGAAGCACAGCAUCCCCUCAUGCUACGGUGCUGUCGAGCCGACCGCUGUGUUUGUGCCGCUUAAAGCCAUGCUUGCCAGCCGGGAGAACUUUGAGAUCGCCACCAAGGAGGUGUUCGGACCGAUUCAGGUGGUGACAGAGUAUGACGACGGCGAGAUUGACCUGGUGCUGGAGGCCAAUGAGAGGAUGACAGCUCAUCUCACUGCUGCGGUCGUCUCCAACGACCCUCUCUUCCUGCAGCACGUGCUGGCAAACACUGUGAACGGGACCACCUAUGUUGGACUGAGGGCAAGAACCACAGGGGCGCCACAGAAUCACUGGUUUGGACCCGCUAAUGAUCCACGAGGGGCAGGCAUUGGAACCCCGGAAGCAAUUCGCUUGUGUGUCCUUGUCAAAGAGUUUCCGCCCGACCUAUCUCAAGCCAUGGCCACCAGAAUGGCCUCCCAGUACGCAGCUAACGACGAGAACCGUGUGAUGGAUGGGAAACGGAUAGCCGGCAGCAAGAACGCCGCCGCGGCUAUCGCACCGGAGCUCGGCGCGAUGAAGCUUCGAUCCGGCCAUGUCCUCCCUCCACCGCGACGGGCUUUCGGCACGCUCACCAACAGCAUGGCCUCCAAGGCCGCCGCUGGCGGAAAGUUCGAGAAGAAGGCCGAGCCCGUCCGCCAACGCGCUGCUCCCGCCGCCAAGGUCCCUGGUCGCGCUUCCGUUGUCGUGCCCAAGUCGCAACCUGCCGCCAAGUCCGCUCAGACCUCCAGCGCCGUCAGCGUCAUCACCGUCUCACCUGACGUGGAAGAAGUGAUCCCGAAUGACGUGGACAUCGAAGAGCCGCGCCACGUGCACACCAUGACCGCCGAGCUGACGGCUGUCAGCGAGGAAGCGAGCGUGCUCUCCACGAUCACCGCGAUAAACGCCGCCGCUGUCGCCGCCGCGUCCGUCAAGAGGGAAGCGUGGUGGGACAUCGACGCUGCCGACAAGAGCAACCCUCUUGCCGAGACGACUUAUGUCGCGGAUAUCUACAACUUCUACAGGCGCACGGAAGCGGAAGGCAUGGUGGCUCCGGACUACAUGAACCGUCAGAGCGACAUCAACGGCACGAUGCGCGCGAUUCUCGUCGACUGGCUGAUCGAGGUUCAUCUCAAGUUCAAGCUCAUGCCGGAGACGCUUUUCCUCGCUAUAAGCGUCAUCGAUAGGUACCUGGCGGUGACGCCGGUUCCCCGUCGUAACCUGCAGCUGGUGGGGAUCACGGCGAUGCUGAUCGCAUCUAAGUACGAGGAGAUCUGGGCUCCUGAGGUCGGCGAUUUCGUGUAUAUCUGCGAUAGCGCGUACACGCGCCAGGACGUGUUGAAGAUGGAGAAGGAUAUGCUCAACACGCUGCAAUUCAAGCUGACAAUCCCCACGUCGUACGUCUUCGCCGCGCGAUUCCUCAAGGCCGCGACCGCCGCCGCGAACGCCGCCGCUGCCGCUGGUGCGGGUGCUGACAAGGCGGUUACCGUUGGGGCGGACACGCGCGUUCACGCGCUCGCGUGGUUCCUUCUCGAGCUGACCCUGCCUGAACACUCCAUGAUCAAGUUCUCCCCGUCGCACGUGGCUGCCGCUUCGGUCUACGCCGCGCUGCUGACGGCGCACCACGCCAACAAGACAGCCACGGGAGCAGGCUCGGCAGGCGCCGGUGAGGUUUGGGGGCCCGGCAUGGCGUGGCUUACCGGGUACGACGAGGCGACGCUGUGGCCGUGCGUGGAGCAGCUUGUGGCUCUGCACGGGAAGGCAGGCACGGGGAACCUCGCGGCGGUGCACAAGAAGUACUCGCGGAAGCAGUUCGAGGAGGUGGCGAAGAUUCCUGCUGUUCCUCACCUGCCCGAGAAUCCCCCCCGUGCCGCCGUUGCACAUAAGCUGACGAAGUCGACAUCCUGCUUGUCGACGGCCAACUCGUCCGUUCCAGCGGCUGGCAGGAAGUGA
Closterium sp. Naga37s-1 is the source of this 3147-nucleotide messenger RNA. NCBI's taxonomy places the organism in Eukaryota, Viridiplantae, Streptophyta, Zygnematophyceae, Desmidiales, Closteriaceae. The record is from the annotation of a GenBank genome assembly.